Verticillium nonalfalfae is the source of this 1533-nucleotide messenger RNA. RefSeq lists its product as uncharacterized. Gene Ontology annotation, cellular component: mitochondrion. The record is from RefSeq and is a predicted model, not a curated record. Gene Ontology annotation, biological process: L-valine catabolic process. Bases 1 to 1533 code for a protein of 510 amino acids. The transcript has 2 exons. Gene Ontology annotation, molecular function: 3-hydroxyisobutyryl-CoA hydrolase activity. Lineage: Eukaryota; Fungi; Ascomycota; Sordariomycetes; Glomerellales; Plectosphaerellaceae.
AUGUUUUCCAGAGCCAUCGCCCUGCGCGCUGGACCAGCAGCUGCCUCGUGUCGGAUUUGCAGCCACAGGAGUUUGAGCAUGCCUCUGCGGGCCAAGAUCAACAAUGUCGGAGGGGCGCGAGCACAGAUGUCGACAAGAAUCAGGCCCGAAGACUUCAAGCCCCUCUCUGAAGAUGACCCCGACGAUGUCGUCUUCAACAGCGCGUUCGGCGUCCGCUCCAUCGAGCUCAACCGCCCCAAGAAGCUCAACUCCCUGAACGCCUCCAUGAUCCGCAAGAUUGUCCCACGCUUGAGCGAGUGGGAAAAGUCCGACAUGGUCAACGUCAUCCUCAUGAAGGGAGCCGGCGAAAAGGCCUUCUGCGCCGGCGGCGACGUGACGGCCCUCGCCCAGUACAACCAGGAGGGACCCGGCGGCUGGAAGAAGAGCGCCGCCUACUUUGAGCUCGAGUACAAGCUCAACCACUACAUCUCGACAUAUACCAAGCCCUACGUCGCCAUCAUGGACGGCAUCACCAUGGGCGGCGGCGUUGGCCUCAGCAUCCACGCCCCCUUCCGCAUCGCCACCGAGAGGACCGUCUUCGCCAUGCCCGAGACGACCAUUGGCUUCUUCCCUGACGUCGGCGCCUCCUUCUUCCUGCCGAGGAUGAACGGCGGCAUCGGCACCUACCUCGCCCUGACGAGCGACCGCCUCAAGGGCGUCAACGCCUUCUACUCGGGCAUCGCCACGCACUACCUCGACUCGACGACCCUGCCGCUCGUCGAGGCCCGCCUCAGCGAGCUGCGCUUCCAGGACUACGACUCGCUGGCCCACCGCCUCGCCGUCAUCAACAGCACCAUUGAGGAGUACACCACGGGCCUGCCCUACGGCGAGCCCAUCCUGCUGGCCGGCGAGCUGCGCCGCGCCAUCGACCGCUGCUUCACCAAGGACAGCGUGCCCGAGAUUCUCAAGGCCCUCGAGGCCGAGGAGGGCGCCACCAAGGCCUGGGCGCAGAAGACGCUCGAGACGCUGCACAAGCGCUCCCCGACCGCCGUCCACGUGACCCUCCGCCAGAUGCGCGUCGGCCGCGACUGGUCCAUCGCCAAGACGUUCCAGCGCGAGCACCAGAUCGCCGCGCAGUUCAUGCAGCACCCCGACUUCACCGAGGGCGUCAGCGCCCUGCUCAUGAGCAAGGGCAACCCGCGCGAGCCUGCCUGGCAGCCCGCCACCCUCGAGCAGGCCGCCGCCGCCGCCGGCGACGUCGCCGAGCCCUUCUUCCGCUACGACGAGGGCCAGGCGCUCGAGCUGCUCAACGACGAGUCCUUUGACGAGUACCCCCACGAGUUUGGCCUACCCAAGGAGGACCUCAUCGAGGCCGUCAUCGAGCGCGGCAACCUGACACCCAAGGAGGUCGUCAGCCACGUCGCCGGCACGUACAACCACCGCACCGGCGUCGCUGAGGUCGUCGAGGAGUUCAUCGACAGGGCCGUCACGACGAACAGCAAGGGCAUCGCGCGCAUCGCCGGCAAGAAGGGCGCCAAGGCGGCCAAGGCGUAG